GCGGCGACCUUCAUUGCCAGUGAACAUGUUCACCAGGGCCAGCGCGGCGGUGUUCCUCCCACAAUGUGGGCAGGUCAGGACCAUGGCUACCUUGAAGGACAUCACCAUUCGGUUGAAGUCCAUCAAGAACAUUCAGAAGAUCACUAAGUCCAUGAAGAUGGUGGCCGCCGCCAAGUACUCAAGAGCUGAGAGGUCCUUGAAGCCGGCUCGUGUUUACGGCACCGGGGCUCUCUCGCUGUAUGAGAAGGCUGAGAUCAAGGCUCCAGAGGACAAGAACAAGCACCUGCUAAUUGGUGUGUCGUCUGACCGUGGGUUGUGUGGAGCCAUCCACUCCAACGUGGCCAAAGCCAUUAAGAGUGAAAUCGCCAAGCUCACUGGUGCCGGCAAGGAGGUCAUGGUGGUUAAUAUCGGAGACAAGCUUCGAGGUUUGCUCUACAGGACCCAUGGACAACACAUUCUCAUUAACUGUAAGGAAGUGGGACGCAAACCCCCGUCGUUCAGCGACGCCUCUAUCAUCGCUACAGAGCUGCUAGACUCCGGCUAUGAGUUUGACCAGGGCUCCCUUAUCUACAACCGAUUUAGGUCUGUAAUUUCCUACAAGACUUCUGAGAAGCCCCUGUUUUCUGUGGACACGGUUGCAGGCUCAGAGAACAUCGGCGUCUAUGAUGACAUCGAUGCUGAUGUCCUGAGGAACUACCAGGAGUUUGCCUUGGUUAACAUUAUUUACUUCGGGCUGAAGGAGUCCACCACCAGUGAACAGAGCGCUAGGAUGACCGCUAUGGACAGCGCCAGCAAGAACGCCUCUGAGAUGAUCGACAAGCUGACCCUGACCUUUAACCGCACUCGCCAGGCUGUGAUCACCAAGGAGCUGAUUGAAAUCAUCUCUGGAGCUGCUGCUCUAUAAAGACGGACCCUGCAGGCCAUUGUGCUUCUGGCAAGAAAUACUUGUUCAGUUAUCUGGUAUCACAUUAAAGAAUUAUUGUCGUCCUGUUUGUAAAAUAUCAUUAAAUAAACCUCUUACAAUGA
Messenger RNA from Clarias gariepinus (North African catfish), 1026 nucleotides. Its product is annotated as ATP synthase subunit gamma, mitochondrial-like. NCBI's taxonomy places the organism in Eukaryota, Metazoa, Chordata, Actinopteri, Siluriformes, Clariidae. The transcript is spliced from 9 exons. The record is from RefSeq and is a predicted model, not a curated record. Gene Ontology annotation, biological process: proton motive force-driven ATP synthesis. Gene Ontology annotation, molecular function: proton-transporting ATP synthase activity, rotational mechanism. The coding region runs from base 26 to 904 and encodes 292 amino acids.